Messenger RNA from Myiozetetes cayanensis, 1041 nucleotides. RefSeq names its product multifunctional procollagen lysine hydroxylase and glycosyltransferase LH3-like. Gene Ontology annotation, biological process: peptidyl-lysine hydroxylation. Gene Ontology annotation, molecular function: procollagen-lysine 5-dioxygenase activity. The record is from RefSeq and is a predicted model, not a curated record. The annotation marks the transcript as partial. Gene Ontology annotation, cellular component: endoplasmic reticulum. Lineage: Eukaryota; Metazoa; Chordata; Aves; Passeriformes; Tyrannidae. The transcript is spliced from 8 exons.
GCAGGUCCUGGCCCCGCUCCUGUCCCGGCCAGGCCAGCUCUGGUCCAAUUUUUGGGGGGCUCUGAGCCCCGACGGUUUCUACGCCCGAGCCCCCGACUACGUGGACGUCGUCACCGGGAGGAGACGGGGGGUGUGGAACGUGCCCUACGUCAGCCACGCCUACCUGGUGGGCGGGGCCGCCCUGCGGGGACCGCUGGGGGAGGGGCCAAUCUUCGACCACGCCCACCUGGACCCCGACAUGGCCUUUUGUGCCCGAGCACGAGAGGAGGGGCUGUUCCUGCACGUGACCAACCGGGAGCACUUCGGGCACCUCGUGGUGACCAACGGGUUCAACGCGUCCCGGCGGCACCCCGAGCUCUGGGAGCGGCCCCGCAACCCCUGGGACUGGGCCCAUCAGUACGUGCACCCCAAUUACAGCCGAGUGCUGGACCAGGAACCCCCCCCGGAGCUGCUCCAGGAGCCGUGUCCCGACGUGUUCCAGUUCCCGCUCUUCUCGGAGCAGUUGGGGCGGGACCUGCGUGAGGAGGCGGAGCUUCGGGGAGGGUGGGCGGAGCAUCACCAGGAGUGGUCCCAAGCCCUGCCCCUGUCCCUGCUGGAUCUCGACGUUGUUUUCGGGGGGGCCCUUCGGGAUCUGCUGCCCCCCCUGGCCCGGCGGCUCUUCCCGGGGUACCGCCCCAAGGGCCGGACCGUGCUGAGCUCGGUGGUUCGUUACGACCCCGCCCACUCUGACCACGCCCACUCUGGCCACGCCCACUCUGACCACGCCCCCCAGGCCAAGCCCCGCCCCUCGGCCACCAUCAGCCUCAGCGUCAGCCUCAGCCACGCCCAGGGCGGGGGGUGGCACUUCCCCCGUUACCAGUGCGGGGUCCCCGCGCCCCCCCCGGGGUGGGCUCUGCUGCACCCCGGGCGCCUCACCCACCUGGCCCGGGGGGUGCCCCCCGCCCGCGCCCCCCGCCACGGCCUCGAGGUGCUGCUGGACCCCUGAGGGGACCCCAAAUCGGGGAGGGGGACCCCGAAAAUCGGGGAGGGGGACCCCAAAAA